AAAAGCGUUUGCAAGCCGCGGGGGGAGGGGGGGGGAGCAACACCCCGACAAAUCGCUCCUCGGGGAUGGAGCCGGGCUGCUCCAGCCCCGGGGAAGUGGCUGCACCCAGCUGGCCCCCCUCUGCCUUCCUCCCCGGGAAGAGGAGGGUGGGAGGAGCAGCAGAAGGGAUGCGAAAGGGGAGAUCCGAGGAAACCUGCGGCCGCUUGGUCAGAGACGGGGACCCCGGCGCGCAGGAAGGGGGCAGGAAAAGCGCGGAGGGGCCGUCACCCGCGGGGAGCCCGAGCGCGCCCCGCCGCCCCCCCCGGGGGGUGCCCGCCCGCCAGGCGCGGCGGGCGAGGAUGGGGUAAGGGGCGUGGGUGCGUCCGGAUGGGUCCCGCAGCGGCAGCCCCCCCGGCGCGGCGCUGAGCCCGAGGAGAAGGCAGGAGACAGGGACCACCCCGAGCUCCCUGCGCGGGUCCCGGGCCGCCAGGGGAGGGAGAAGCCGGGACAGAGCUGCGCCCCUCGCCUUGUUUAGGGGCGCAGCCCGCCCGCCCCCCCGAUUGCCGGGGCGCAGUGCCCCCUGCCCCAGGGCCGCAUCCCCCCGCGCCUGCCCAUGCGGCGCGCUGCUGCCCCGGGAAGGGCGCGGUAGCUCCCCGCGAUGGAAGUUUUCCUCUGCCCCGCCUGUCGGUUUGUCCUGUGGGACCCGGUGACCGUCUCCUGCGGCCACUCCUUCUGCAAGCGGUGCCUGGGCGGCGCGCUGCCCUCCCGCUGCCUCGUGUGCCGGGGGAGGCUGAAACUCCUGGGCUCGAGGGCUGUUCACUGCAACGUCCUGCUGGGCGGCCUGCUGGAGAAGUGCCUGGACCGGGACACCAAGCUGGCCCGGCUGCAAAGCCACCUGCAAGAUCUGCUCAGGAGCCGAGACUACAGGGCCGCUCUGAGGACAACCCAGAAGGGGCUGGAACUGGCUCCUGAUGAUGUUUCGCUGAGGCUGUGCCGGUCGGAGGUGUAUGUGGCCCUGCAGCAGUAUUCAGAGGCACUGGAGGAUUUGGAGGUGGUGUACCGGAGUGAGCCAGAAGAGUUUGAGGGCUAUUUCAGGAAAGGAAAGGUGCUGCUGGAGAUGGGGCAGAAGUCUGAAGCCUUGCUGCAGUUCCACCAUUGCCUUACACUGAAUCCCAGCUUCCCUGCCGCUCAGCAUGAGAUGGAAAAGCUCCUCACGCAGGAUGGCUCCCCGCUGCCCGGCACUGUUGUGGAACUACUGAGUGCUGCCAGCUUGGACUUUAAAAGCUCCAGCUCAGGGAAGGAAGGAGCAGGCCCUCUGCUAAGGCCCUCUGCGGCAGGAGAGUACGGGCAGGAUCCAGAGAGAGAGACGGAGGAUGGGAAGGGGGAAGCUUUGUCUGAACUUAGCCAGUUGGAGCCUCGAAUUCCCCAGCAGCCUGCCUGGUGGCUGAGGAGAAGGAAAGACUCAGGGACUUCGGCAGAGAGGCAAGAGGGGAGAUCAUUAGGUAUCGGGGAGGAAACAGCAGCAAAAUCUAGCCAUCGCCUCGAGCCAGAGCUAAGGGACUUACUGAGCGUGUCUGACCUGGAGUGCUCCCUCUGCAUACGGAUGUUCUUUGAGCCAGUGACCACGCCCUGCGGCCACACCUUCUGCAAGGAGUGCCUGGAGCGCUGUCUGGACCACAGGCCCAACUGCCCACUCUGCAAACAGAGCCUGAGAGAGUAUUUGAAGGCUGGGAAGUACAACCCCACCGUGCUGCUGGUGGAGAUCAUGGCGGCCACCUUUCCCUCGCAGCUGGCAGACAGGAAACGGGUGCAUGAGGCUGAGAUGGCAGAGCUCGCAAACCUGACCAAGAACAUCCCCAUCUUUGUGUGCACCAUGUCUUUCCCGGGCAUCUCGUGCCCGCUGCACGUCUUCGAACCUCGCUACCGUCUCAUGAUGCGGAGGUGCCAGGAGACCGGCACGAAGAUGUUUGGCAUGUGUAUGUAUGAGAGUGGGAAGAGUUUUGCGGACUACGGCUGCAUGUUGGAGAUUCAGCACAUGGAGUUCUUGGCCGACGGGCGAUCCCUGGUGGACACGAUAGGAAGGCAUCGGUUCCGGGUGCUGAGGCGGGGACACAGGGACGGUUACAACACUGCUGAUAUCGAGUACCUGGAGGAUGAGAAGGUGGAAGGGGAAGAGCUGGCCGAGCUGCAGCGUCUGAACGAGUGCACCUACCAGCAGGCGCAGAAGUUUUGUGAACACGGGGAUGCCACCUUGAGACAGAUUCUGAUGCACCGCGGCCCCCUGCCUGAGAAGGAAGAGGACAUCCAGAAUCGAACGCACCAAGCAGAAGUCCUCCAUUAUGAAAUAAAAGGCCCAGACGUCCAGGGCAGGAGCAGCAGAAGGCGCUGCAGGUUGAGAGUGAGGUGCCUUGGUGGAGCAGUAUGUGGGGAGCCCAGGACUGGACCAUCAGGGCUUUCUGCAGGCCACGCCAUGGCCACCAAAGAUGGACCAGCUUGGUGUUGGUGGCUUAUUUCCAUCUUGCCCCUGGACCCAUCUGACCAGCUCCGUCUCUUUGCCACUACCUCGCUGCGGGCCCGCCUCACUCAGCUGAAGCACAUCCUGACCGGCAUCCUGCAGCACCGCGAUUACGGCCACCAACUCGCAGACCUCCGCCCGAGAGGCAGGAUCUAAAAUCUGGGGCGUUGCCGGUGCCUUGGCCAACUUGCUCAGCACUUUCUUUGGGAGGGCCAGGGAUGGAGAUGUCACCUGUUUUAUUUCUGUGUUUGGCUUCCAUGUUUUUAUUGUCUUUUCAUCCUCACACCGACCAUAGCAACCGGCCGCGCGCAAGCCUCUCCGGCAAACAGAGCUGGCAAGGGCAUGCAGUGGCAGUUAGAGUCCUUGAUCCAUUAGUGAUACCACGCCGUCCGUGCAGUCUUGAUAAGCUGCUUAGGAGAUUUAGGAGCAUCUCACUAGGUCUAAAGAAGGCAGCAAGAUUGAAGGUAGGGCCAGGCUAAGGACACUGGCUUGCCUCUAUGAGCCAAAGCCACAUGCCAGGCUAUUUUGGUAUCGAGAAAUCUCACUCAAGGGCAGCCAGAGAUGAAUACCAGGUGUCGCAUUGUUUUGGGCUCUUCCACGAUCAGGGUCACUAGCGUUUGCUAGUUUGUCCCAGUCUCUGUACGCUAGGUGAGGAAAAGGGGUUUUAAAUGAUGGAAGAGUUGUAACGGGAGGGGGGAGGUUUCAGUAGCUUCCCGUGAGUUAGAGUUGCUGUCUUUAAUCAUGAGUUUGAUCUGAUAGUCCAUAAAAAAAAAAACGAGUUAAGUUAAAUUAAUUAAAUUAAAUGAAAUAAUCUGAUCUUCUCAGGUCAGCUUCUAACAGCUGCUUACGUCCAAAAAUCCCGAAAGAGAAGUUGCUAUUUUAAUAUACCCAGUUCAGUAUGUUCCCGUCUUUCAGGUUUGCUUCCUUCUCUGCUUUCUUUUGGGUGUCUGAAUGUGCAGGAAGCUUCUGCCCCAUAUUCAGUCUGGCAAUGCUAAGAGAUGUUGCUGCGUUGCUCUCCGAACGGUCAGCCACCUGUUUCUCAUGGACUCAGAGACUUUAAGGCCAGAUGGGACCGUUGUGAUCGUCUGACCUCCUGCACGUUGCAGGCCAUAGACCCUCAACCACCAACUCCUGUCACACAUAACCUCUGGCUGAGUUAUUGACGUCCUCAAAUCAUGGUUUAAAGGCUUCAAGUUUCAGAGAAUCCACCAUUUACAGUAGGUUAAACCUGCAAGUGAUCCCUGCCCCAUGCUGCAGAGGAAGGCAAAAAACCUCCCGGGGUCUCUGCCAAUCUGACCCGGGGGAAAAUUCUUUUCCAACACCAACAAUGGCCCUCAGUUAGACCCUGAGCAUGUAGGUGAGACCCACCAGCAGACACCUGGGAAAGAAUUCUUUAUAAUAACUCAGAGACCUUCCCUUGUAGUUUAUAUCUUCUGCAAGAGGAAUGCCGUGGAAUGAGGAAGGCAGGGAGAGUUUGCUUAGAUUAGAGGUGUGCCAAAGAGGCCGUGGUUGGAUCUGGAUUGAGUUUAAAACGGGAUUCUGCUUCUGGGCAGCUCAUUAAGCUGUGGGUUUGCAGGCAAAAUCUCAGGCAAUUUGGCCCACAAAUGAUUUUAUGAGAUUUCCGACAUCUUGGGUGAUGGAAAUCUUGUGAGAUCAGCAUUUCUCGUGAUAUUUCUGCCAUUUUGGGCUGAAAGCUUUUGUCCUGAGAUUUUGGCUGCAGUUUGAACCGAGAUCAGAAGAUGAGGCCCUUCCAGUUUUGGAUGCAACCUUCAGAUGAAACUGAUAGAGACAGGUUUGGGUCUGGGGCUUCAAAUCUAAAUGUCCAUACAUUCAAAAUGGUUCGGAUGAGUGGAUCUGGGAUUCUUCUGGCUAUUGAUGGGCCUGUGAUGCUAAGGUUGAGCUGAAUCUAAACUUCUCCAUAGCAGGAGAGCAAGAGUCGGAGUGCCACUAACUAGUUUCCCCUUGUCACUUAAUACAAUGGAAUGAGAUGAAAGGUGGAGGAAAUGAGGGUGAGCUAGGACUUUGUGACUGCUUUUCUGCAGAUUAUCUAGACUUGGUAGUUUUCUCUCCCAACAACAAGAUUAUUUCUAUGGGGUUGGGUUUAAUUUUAUUUAGUUCUUUAUUUAAAAAAUAAUCAGUUAGUCGCUGGGUUACAGAUUUGCCAGGAUCUUAGCCCUGCCUGUCCUAUCUGCCCCAACUCCCAUCGGGAGGCUCCAUGUGCUAUUGGGAGAGGCCAGUCUAGGCCAUGCUGGAGCAAGGUGGAGGAGCUCUUCCUCUCUUUUUGUGUCUUUUUGCACCACAUCCUCAGCUACUCCCAUUUACACCAGCAGAAUAUCUGGCGUAUGAGCUUGGAUCUAGAAUGGUUCAGGUGAUCAUCUCUCACCAUGUUCGGUAUUAUUUGUACCAGGUAGGAAAGGAUUGAAAAUCUCCAGCCCCCCUGCAUGCUCCACCCUGAUCCCCUCAGCUAGUUCAGGCACCUCUGCUCACCCCCACCACCCUUCCUCCCCCACCCCUCCAGCAUUGGAGGUUUGAUUCCCUGCUUCCUAACAAAGUGCCUUGCUUGCGGGUGACAAUCCAGAUUAACUGAGACCUGCAGUUCCUGAGAAGCUAAAGACAGAAUGGGGUGGCUGGUAAGGAUGGGUCAAAGCUGGAUUUUUGUCUUCACCCCUGGACUCGGCCUUUCCCUUUCCUGCUUUGCACCUGUUACUACAGCACUGGACCCCCGGUGAUCCCCAAAGGCGACCGUAGUGGUGGGACAACUGGGUGUGAGGGGCUCUGGCUGCCUGGCCUGUGUGGGAACCCCCGGAGUUUUGGGUAGGGCGACAGCCGGGGUGUCCAUACAGAGGGGCUGCAGUGUAUUACAGAAGGGAUUGACUGCUGCUAGGAAUGGAAAUACGAAGGGGGUUUGAAAGCCAAUGACAAACGCACAGUUUUCUCUCCACUGAACUUCGGGAAGUGCCUCUAUUUUAUUUGUGGUGGGCGCAAUCGGUUCGCCAAGCUGAUCAGAAGGCCUGCAGAUUCGGCGGGCUGCAGAUUCGACUGGCCAACAUUGUUCACCCUACACCUUGUUCAUCCCCCGGGACCCACCCGGUUUGCUGUUAUGCCUAUUCUGACAGCACAGGUAAGAUGUGAUGGGGGCAGUGUCUGGAAGUUGCUGCUAAGACUUUCCCAUUUAGCAGUAGUGAUCUAGCUUAGCAAUUGGCAAGCCCCAUGGCGGGUGACCACCGGAGCCACUUCUCCUUCCACGGCCGCGUCUGGUAGAGACUCGCUGGAAUUGCUCCAGUUUGCUUGGAUUUUUAUGAGCAGGUUUUUCCUCUUUGAACAAAACUCUCUGUAUUGUCAAAGAAAUAAAGGAGAAUGUUUUGUGUUGUGCCUGUUUGAACACUGA
Messenger RNA from Dermochelys coriacea (leatherback sea turtle), 5882 nucleotides. Its product is annotated as LON peptidase N-terminal domain and RING finger protein 1-like. The record is from RefSeq and is a predicted model, not a curated record. NCBI's taxonomy places the organism in Eukaryota, Metazoa, Chordata, Testudines, Dermochelyidae. The coding region runs from base 638 to 2650 and encodes 670 amino acids. The transcript has 13 exons. Gene Ontology annotation, molecular function: protein binding.